This is a messenger RNA of Malassezia globosa CBS 7966, 597 nucleotides long. RefSeq lists its product as uncharacterized. Bases 1 to 597 code for a protein of 198 amino acids. The transcript is spliced from 2 exons. NCBI's taxonomy places the organism in Eukaryota, Fungi, Basidiomycota, Malasseziomycetes, Malasseziales, Malasseziaceae. The record is from RefSeq and is a predicted model, not a curated record.
AUGGCAUCUAUACAUGCUCAGAUUGUCCCCGAAUUUGCCGUGGAUCCUCGUUUGUUUGAACCUAUAUCCCUCCAAAAUGAGACGUGGAGCUACCUUCAAGAAAAUCAGAAGCGUGCGACGCCGACACAAACCACCGCAGCGACUCCGUCAAAUCCGUCUGGCGUUGAUAAGAACAAUACCAGCAAUCAUCUCGAGAGCACUGGCUCUGCCAGUCCUGGUGCUACAGCGACACUCCAAGCUGACACUUCCAAAGGUCAUUGUGAAAUGUCAAAUGAUUUGUCUGUAAAUCAACAGGCUAGCUGGGACGAGUACGUCGUAAGCACCUGCUGUACUUCGUCGGACUAUGCGGAAUGCUGGUACCGUGUACAAGCGAGCGUAGAUGCAAAGCUUGCAUGUGUAAUACCCAAGUGUCAAGAUCUUCAGACAAAUGAUCCUGACAAAAUGUUAGGGUUCAAGCCAUUGUCUGGUUCUAAUGGGCAAGGCAAAUACCAGAAUCUCUUUCCAAUUUUGAUUUUGAGCUCGGCGUUGCGUCAUGCGAUCCCGCACUUUCUUGUUGUUUCGAUAUCACUCGGCGUCUCGCUUCUGCUACUCGUGUAA